AUGUUGAGAGUAACAUCGCCAUUCAGACAUAUUAUCAGCACCAAGCAAAGCGUUGCUUCGUUGAGGUCGAUUUCCGGAGGAGAAUCGGUCAACGGGGGCAGACGGUUUUUGAGAACCAUUCCAAUAUCGAACUCUGGCAACAAAUCAAAUGAAUUCACUGGAUUGAAUUACCUGAUUGAUCCAGUACAAGGCCGUGGUAGUUCAUCUGCAAGCGCCAGCAAGAGUUUCGGUUCGAAAUGGGCAGCACAUUCGUUGUCAGCACCACAGCAAAUAAGUACCCAACAGCAAAAGCAACAGCAGCAACAACAGCAACAGGCAUCCACAAUUAUAGAAAUUUCCCAACCACAGCAUAAGAGAAGGUCGAGAGCCAGUAGGUUCAAGGACAGAGCUUCUCCUCAAACUCAAUCACAGACUAGUUCGACGGCGCCAGUGGCCACUGCACCUGCUUCCGAGUCGGUGCUUACCAAGGCCAGUGCCUCAACUGAAGCCAAUAAGGCUGCUCCAGUAACACCAGAAGUCACAACAGCUACUGCACUGGCCCCAAUACAAGCGGCAGCACCAGCGCCAGCUAAGAAGAAGAGAACGCUCAGACCAAGAAAGGCCCUUAUUACACUCACACCAUCCGCUGUGCACCAUCUUCAGGCGCUCAUUGACCAACCUGAACCCAAACUUAUAAGAAUUGGUGUUAAGAACAGAGGGUGUUCCGGACUUACAUACCAUCUCGAGUAUGUGACAGAGGGAGGAAAGUUUGACGAGCUUGUAGAACAAGACGGAGUCAAGGUUCUUAUUGAUUCCAAAGCACUUUUCUCAAUUGUUGGAUCUCAAAUGGACUGGUUGGAUGACAAACUUUCAUCUAGAUUUAUCUUUAGAAAUCCAAACUCCAAGGGAACCUGUGGCUGUGGAGAGUCCUUCAUGGUAUAA
Molecule: messenger RNA, 921 nt
Organism: Dujonia railenensis
Lineage: Eukaryota; Fungi; Ascomycota; Pichiomycetes; Serinales; Debaryomycetaceae
Source: the annotation of a GenBank genome assembly